This is a messenger RNA of Stegastes partitus (bicolor damselfish), 1277 nucleotides long. It is a transcript of the gene tmem88a, whose product is annotated as transmembrane protein 88 a. The record is from RefSeq and is a predicted model, not a curated record. Gene Ontology annotation, cellular component: plasma membrane. The transcript is spliced from 3 exons. Gene Ontology annotation, molecular function: PDZ domain binding. The coding region runs from base 448 to 1044 and encodes 198 amino acids. NCBI's taxonomy places the organism in Eukaryota, Metazoa, Chordata, Actinopteri, Pomacentridae.
UAACAGCAGCCUUUAACGCAGCCCAGCUUGCCUCUCUGCGCAUUCGAGGCAGCACAGGAUACAGACUCACACACUCAAUCAUAUCUCAAACUGGAGUCACAGUGAGGAAACAGAAUGUCAGGGAAGGAAGCGCUGAAGCCGGUGGGAAAGCACAAUUUGCCACAAGUCGGCACGGCUUUUUUCUGACCUGCUCUGUAACGAGGCUGACGUUCAGAACUGAAUAUCAAGAUUGUGGCUUUUUUUUUUGUCUGGAAACAGGUGAAAACACAAAAGAUUUAGUCGAGCAAGUAGAAGGUUGGCCUUUACUUGGAUUCCAACUUCAAGAUCUGGAUUUUCACACAGAGGAGACGGACAUCAGGGGGACAUUCUUCAGAUUCUCUUCAUCUGCCGCCACCGUCGAACCACAGGAGGGCACAGGUUAACCACACGAAAUACACCACAGAGAAGAUGAGCUUGUCACGGAGCGGGACGCUGGAGAAGGCGCUGUCCGAGCAGGCCCACUCUGAGGCCCGCUCCCCGUCCAGAGCGGGGUCAGGGGUCGUGGUGCCGCCUCCCUACUCUGUGGGCGGCAGCGAGGCGGCGGACUCCCCUCUGGAGCUGAGGGGCUCCCUGGACUGCUGGGCCUGCUCGGUGCUGGUCACUGCACAGAAUCUGGUCAUCGCGCUGAUCAACGCCUCGCUGGCCAGCCUCGUGUUCGGCACCAUCCUCACCCCGGCCCUGGCCAUGAUCAUAUUCGGCUUCCUCUGCCACUCCACAGUGCAGCCCCACGGAACCUCCCUGUACUGUUCGGACCUGCUGGAUGACGGCGGCUGCGUGGCCCUGCUGGUGGUGGGGUUUCUGCUGCUCACCCCUCUGCUGGUCCUGGCUCUGGCCGCCUACUGCCGCCUGGCCCGGCACCUCCAGCUGGGCCUGUGCUUCAUCCCCUACAGCCGGGCCGUCUACAAGAACCUGCCGGCUUCGCGCCACCGAGGCCGCAGCUCGGGGGGCUGCUGUGGGCAGGAGGGAGGCGUGGAGCGGGAGGGCAAGGGCAGCGUCUGGGUGUAGGAGAGCAGGGCAGGAGUAAUGUGUAGCCUGGCUCUGUUUAUUUGUUCCUUUGCAUCUCUUUUUUCUGAAGCCAUUGUAAAAUUCCAUCAUAUGUCAUCAUUUAUAUUGAUUGUUUGUAAGUCAGUAUUGCUUUUUGUACACAGUUCCAUUGUACUGAAUGUAUUUUAUACCUUUUUACAAUAAAGUGACGCUAAACCUGCUGAGCUUGACGGGAAGCUGCGAGCUGAACGCGA